AUGAAGAAAAAUUAAAUUAUAAUAAAGAUUUAGAAUAAAAACUAAUAGAAGUAAAAAGAAGCAGUAACGACAAAGAAUAUGCAAUUUAAGAAUUACAAAGAAGAAUCAAACCUAUUCAAAAAAAGAAGGCUAAAUAAUUAAAAUAAUUGA
Paramecium sonneborni is the source of this 150-nucleotide messenger RNA. Lineage: Eukaryota; Ciliophora; Oligohymenophorea; Peniculida; Parameciidae. The record is from the annotation of a GenBank genome assembly.